Molecule: messenger RNA, 2154 nt
Organism: Pieris macdunnoughi
Lineage: Eukaryota; Metazoa; Arthropoda; Insecta; Lepidoptera; Pieridae
Source: the annotation of a GenBank genome assembly
AUGGCGAUACCGAUCUUUGGUAAAGUGGUGAUGUUGGCCAUCACGCUCGGUGUGAUUGCCGGUUUGACAGCGGUGAUUAUUUUGGUGGUGAACGAUUCUGCGGAGAAGGAUGAUGUAUCCACUACUACAUCUACCACAGAACCACCAAGGGACCCAGAUACCUUGUACGACGUCGGAGUUGGAAUAGCUGAUAUGACAGGACCAUGUGUACAAAUUAAUUUCAUGGGUUACGCAGACAUAGGUCAAUCUGGUCGCGGUAUCCACACGCGCCAGUUCUCUCGUGCAUUUAUUUUUGUUCAAGGAGAUACCAGGAUUGUUCUGGUGACAGCAGAUGUCCUGGCAAUCGGGAUUGGCGUAAGAAGAGAGGUGGUGAAUAAACUUCAAGAGAUUUACGGAGACAUGUACACGCUACGUAACGUAAUACUUACAGCGACACAUACACACAGCGGACCUGGCGGCCAUCUUGUAGAUUUUAUAUUAGACGUUUCCAUACUGGGAUUUUCAAAGGAGACAUUGGACGCUUAUGUCGAGGGAAUUACUAGGAGUAUUAUACGCGCUCAUGAGAACAUAGUUCCCGCUCGUUUGUUCUACGGCAGCGCCAGUGUAUUAAAUGCACAGUUGAAUAGAUCGCCUUUCUCCUACAAUCAAAAUCCUGAAGAGGAAAGAAACAGAUACGACACCAAUACAGACACAGACUUAUCCGUAGUUCGUAUAGAGAAAGCCGAUGGCAGUCUCCAUGGCGUGAUGAGCUGGUUUGGAGUACACACAACUAGUAUGAAUAUGAGCAAUCAUCUCGUAUCUUCGGAUAAUCUGGGAUAUGCAGCAAUGAAGCUGGAGGAAACUCUUAAUCCUGGAAGUCAGAUUGGGAAGCCAUCGAUAGUAGCCGGUUUCUUUGCUGCAAGUCAAGGUGAUGUGUCUCCAAAUACACGAGGUGCACGCUGUGAAUUUAGCGGAGAUUCUUGUGACAACCAGUUCGAGUUGUGCGCACAGUGGGAACUUUGUUUCUCAGUGGGACCUGGAGAUGAUAUGUUUGAGAGUACCAGGAUCAUUGGGACUUGGGUGUAUGAAGGUGCCCUGGGUGUUCUGAACAGUCCUGGUGAAGAGUUGCGAGGAGAACUAGCUGUUGUUCAUCAAUUUGUGGAGAUGCCAUCAGAGACCGUUGCUAAGUACAAUCCAGUCUCAAGGACUUUUAAUACUUCUAACCCAGUGAGCGGUUGCGUUCCAGGCCUCGGCUACAGUUUCGCUUCAGGGACUAUAGAUGGCGCUAAUCUACUUAAUAUCACACAGGGUACAUUAAAUAAUAAUCCAUUAUUAGAUGAAAUAAGCGGUGUAAUAGCAAAACCGACUGUUGAAGACAUUGAAUGUCACGCGCCAAAACCUAUUCUUCUUGCCACUGGUAGGGCAAACUUCCCAUUUCCCUGGCACUCUAGCGUGGUGUCAGUCUCCCUAAUUUGGCUCGCUGGCUUAGCAAUAGCUGGUGUCCCAGGUGAGCCCACGACAAUGGCAGGCAGGCGGAUAAAGGAUGUCGUCAGUUCGAUUCUGGAGGAAAAAAAUUUGGAACCAAGAGUUGUUGUAUCUUCGCUCUGUAAUGAAUAUAUACAUUAUAUUACUACGUUUGAGGAGUAUCAGGUGCAAAGAUACGAAGCAGCAUCAGUCAUUUAUGGACCGAACACUUUGGAUAUAUUCCUUAACAGAUUUAGGGAGUUUACUAAUGUGGCGUUAGAGGGUGGCAAUAUCCCAGCGGGCCCAACGCCCAUAGACUAUCGUAACAGCACAAUUAGCCUCGUCCCAUCCGUGAUCUUAGAUGUAGCACCAAUGGGUCGCAACUUUGGAGAUGUAUUGGAGGAACCACAGUCGGCAAGACCUGGGGAUACUGUUAAAGCUACCUUUAUUGCAGCAAACCCGCGAAACAAUUUACGUCAGGAGUCAACUCAUGCCACAGUUGAGAGACUGGAACUGGGUAGAUGGCUGGUCGUGGCUACUGAUGCUGACUGGAGUACCAAAUUCACAUGGCAGCAAGAGUCCAUCUUAGGAACAAGUACCGCAACCUUUGAGUGGACAAUUCCUGCCGACACUCCGAUCCUUCAGGUCCCAUACCGCAUCGUGUACUAUGGGACUGCAAGGGGAGCUCAGGGGGAGUUUUCGAAACUUUGA